Messenger RNA from Prorocentrum cordatum, 1035 nucleotides. The record is from the annotation of a GenBank genome assembly. Lineage: Eukaryota; Dinophyceae; Prorocentrales; Prorocentraceae.
UUUGCAACUAAAGGUGGUUCUGUCCACCCCCGAUGCAUCGCCGGUGCAUCGGCGAUGCGGCGCGAUCUUCUCCGGCCUCAUCUGCUCGGACCCCAUUCGGGUGUUCUCUGGCAGGGCAAAGGGGGCCGGCUGCGCCGGCUGCUGGAGAGCGAGCUGCCAGGCGCUCGGCUCGACGAUGCGCAGCUCGAGUUCGUGAUGGGCAUACUGGAGGAGGAGGAGAUCGGGCAGUUGUCGGAGUUGAUCGCCGAGAUGCUGGGGGACGCCGGCGGCGCCGGCGCCGUCGACGCAAUCUCGCAGGUGCUGGAGCGGCUGGGCGGCGCAGGCGAGUCGCCGUCGGAGCUGUCGCGGGCCAGCUCCCAUGCGGUGGCCGCCCAGGAGUCCAGGAGCUCUGGGGGCGCGUGCGGCGACGCGCUCGAGCUCUGCCUCGCAGAGCGCGGGGAAGACGAGGCGCAGGUCGCCGGGCUGCAGGAGUGGCUCGAGAGGCUCGGCCUGGCGCGCUACGCGGCCCCCGCGAGGGCAUGGUGCGAGGACACGGGCGCCCAGGAUGUCGCGGAGAUCGCAGAGUGCUGGGAGCAGUUCUGCGGCGAUCUCGGCCUGAAGCCCCUGGAGCGGCGGCGCGUCGGCCUGGACUGCCGCUCCGCGCUCGAGGGGCGCCCCGGGGAUGGCGGCGGCGCGGCCGCCGCCGCCGCAGGAAGAGGCUGCGCGGGCGUGCCCGUGACCGGCUCGGGGGACCUCGCUGCCACGGGAGCCUGGAGGUCGGCGAAGGAGGCCGCCCCCGCCUCGGACUGGCAGCGGAGCGCGGCGCUGCGCGUCGGGUCCCCGCCGCGCGGCGCGAGGGCGGACAGGCUCGGCGAGACCGUCGGGCCCCCGGGCGACGAGGGCCGCUACACCAUCGCCAGGCUCAUCGGCACUGGCGCCACGUCCAGGGUGUACGAGUGCGCCAGGGGCGGCGAGCGGUUCGCAGUCAAGGCGAUCGGGCUGCGCAGGCUCCCGGCCCCGCGGCCGUCCUUCGAAAGGGGGGCCGCGUUCAAAUAG